GUACACUUGGUUGUUGUUGGUCGGUCUUGCCAGUCGAUAAUUACAUAUUUGUGUGUUUCUUUCUUUAUUUUUUAAAAGGAAAGGCUGCUAGCAAGUCAAUGUAUUAAUGGAUCUCAUCGGAAGCAGUUACAAAGGGGGAACAAAAAAUGGCAGGAUUGAUGGAAAAGGAGAGUACACCUUCCCCACAGAGACCAAGUAUGUGGGAGACACCAAAGAUGGGAUGUUUCAUGGCAAAGGAGUGCUACACUUUCCAAAUGGGAAUAAAUAUGAGGCCACCUGGGAGAACGGCAUAGCUAAACAGGGGUCAUUUACCUUUGCUGAUGGUCUGCAGUACCAGGAGAUGGACUGGGACUACUGCGAUGGUUAUGACAGGCGCUUCUACAGCGAGAGGUGUAAUGGACUCAGACCUGCAGGAGAAUCUCAGCUAACUGAUCUGCACCCACCACACGUCAUUCCUGAUGGAUGUUACGACUGUGGAGAUGGUUUCUAUGACCCUAAUACCAGAGUCGUCACUUCCUACACUGGCAGAUUCCUCAGGAAUGCAGAUGCGGGUUGUUCAUCAUCAUUAUAGCUCUGGUAUUGAUCAGUGGAGCGACGGAGCGAGAGAGAGAGGUAGAGAGGAAGAGAAAAAGAUGUUUAUUGAGAUGAAAAAGAAGAGGAACUGAACCCUUCCUAGCAAUACUCCGACUCUGUUUUGAUUUACAGGAACUAUUUAAUUAAUGUGCAACCUUUUAUGGUUGUGCUUUUUUAUGCAAGCGCAUGGAAGGGUACAUUGUCUAUAUACGUAUGUUGUAUAUCACGCACACUGCUUAUGUGGGCUCCCCGUCUCGCCUUGGUAUACAACUCUUGAGAAGAAUGCUCCUGUAUCCUGUAUGGAUUUAUUUUCUAACCCUGGGAGGUGAAGGCACAUUUGUCAGAGUGGGUGUGAAGACAGAAUUUAUUGCUCCAUGGCUUCCGCCCAGGAUGGGGACUGCAAGGAAGAUGGGACACAGGGAAGGCCCACCCUCCCAGAGGGGACGUUUGCUGCAGUGAGGAAAGAGGAAGGAGCUCCCCAUGUAGCAACUGGUGGACGUAGGAGAAAGAAGAACGGAGCCAGGGGAAGACAAAGCCUCAUAUCUCAGAAAUGAUUCAAACACGAUGCGUAUGGAACUGG
This is a messenger RNA of Acanthopagrus latus (yellowfin seabream), 1153 nucleotides long. RefSeq names its product MORN repeat containing 5 (gene morn5). NCBI's taxonomy places the organism in Eukaryota, Metazoa, Chordata, Actinopteri, Spariformes, Sparidae. The record is from RefSeq and is a predicted model, not a curated record. Bases 107 to 571 code for a protein of 154 amino acids. The transcript has 5 exons.